This is a messenger RNA of Sycon ciliatum, 2086 nucleotides long. RefSeq names its product tyrosyl-DNA phosphodiesterase 1-like. Gene Ontology annotation, biological process: DNA repair. Gene Ontology annotation, cellular component: nucleus. NCBI's taxonomy places the organism in Eukaryota, Metazoa, Porifera, Calcarea, Leucosolenida, Sycettidae. The record is from RefSeq and is a predicted model, not a curated record. The transcript has 3 exons. Bases 44 to 1612 code for a protein of 522 amino acids. Gene Ontology annotation, molecular function: single-stranded DNA binding; double-stranded DNA binding; 3'-tyrosyl-DNA phosphodiesterase activity.
CAUUCGGUGUGCGUUUCUGUGAAGGAAUGAUAGUUGUGAGAAGAUGUCUUCCAGAAGCUCUGGCGAACCGCCGGCCAAGAGGCCCAGAAUAGAGGUGGUUGGUGCUGAAAAAGGUCUUCCACCACCUUUGCAUCUUCUCGACUCCAAUCCCGACCGUCCCUUGUACUUCCUGAGUCGAGCCAGAGGUAUAAAUCCUCGACAAAACAACAAUGGAAGGUGUGCCACCUUGUCAGAAAUUCUCUCCCCGUUGAUGGGCAACCUGAAGUCGUCUGCUCAGUUCAACUACAUGGUGGAUAUGGAGUGGUUAUUGGAGCAAUACCCUGUGGAGUUUCGCAAGCGUCCGCUGCUUGUAGUUCAUGGAGAGCGCACUAGAGAAGCACGCCUUCGCCUUCAGUCUGCUGCAAGAGCAUCUGGUAACAACGAUGUGGAGGUAAUGGCAGCACGUUUGGACAUACCCUACGGAACUCACCACACCAAGAUGAUGUUUCUGCUGUACGAGGAGGGCAUGCGGGUUGUUAUCCACACUGCCAAUCUCAUCGAUCGUGACUGGCUUGCCAAGACGCAGGCUAUCUGGAUUAGUCCGCUUUUCACCAAAUUCCCUGCAAGCCAGGGAGCGUCGCCACCUAAACGAUCCGAGUUCGCGUCUGACAUGCUGGCCUAUCUAGAUGCGUACGGAACACAGGGCACAAAGAGCCUCGACCCGUGGAAGAAGGCAAUUGCAGAGCACGACACGACGGCAGCCAAUGUGAAGCUUGUUGCUUCGGUGCCGGGUCGUCACGCUGGACCGCAGCUGACCAAGUGGGGUCACACUCGCCUCGGCAGGCUUCUCAGAGCUGAAUGCAAGGCACCCACUGCAUGGCCAGUGCUCGGUCAGUUUUCCAGUAUCGGUGCGCUCGGCGCUACGCCAGCAGCUUGGCUUUCAGGAGAGUGGCUCUCCAGUUUGGCGGCCAGCAAUAGAGGCAUUGAGCCUGCCAGCAGUUCUCCGCUCAAGCUCGUUUUCCCCAACGUCGAGACGGUGAGAAACAGCACAGAGGGCUACUUUGCUGGAAGCUCACUGCCGUACAGCGCGGCCAAUGCGGCCAAGCAACCCUGGCUCAAGAAGUACUUGCAUACGUGGAAGGCGCACACUCAAGGUCGCACAAGGGCAUCACCACACAUCAAGACGUAUGCCCGUGUCUCUCCCAACGGUAACCGUGCAGCAUGGUUUUUAGUAACAAGUGCAAAUCUAUCCAAGGCCGCUUGGGGUUCGUUUGAAAAGCAACGCCAACAGCUAUUUAUACGCUCCUAUGAGAUGGGCGUUCUCUUCCUGCCAAAAUCAUUCGGUGUGGAUUCGUUCACACUAGCGGAGUCACCCCCGGCGGAUACGAGCACAUCAGCGACAGCGUCGUCGGGAGCAGCGUCAUCAGGGUCGACGGCUGCGGCAUCGUCAUCACCACCGGCAGCAGCAAGCGCGUCGGCAUCCUCUGCUGCAGCAGGUAAGUCUGUGGUGGUAUUGCACUUGCCGUACGACCUGCCCUUGACACCGUACUCGGCCGCCGACCAGCCGUGGACCUGGGACAGCAAGCACAUGCAAGUGGACACGCAUGGUCGCACCUGGGAACCUGGCAAAUGAGGUUUUAGCUGUGCCUCACUGCUACUCUGGGAACCUGGCAAAUGAGGUUUUAGCUGUGCCUCACUGCCACUCUGGUGUCUGUGCCUCACUGCCACUCUGGUGUCUGUGCCUCACUCCUACUCUGGUGUCUGUGCCUCACUGCUACUCUGGUGUCUAGCUACACUACACAAUACAAUAUUCAUUAUUCACUUGAUUAUCUCGGUUUCCAUGGUUACUACUUCCCAGCCCCUGGCGGGUUUCAGGGCUUUUUAAUGCUUCGUUAAAAAAAACUUUCCUUUACUUUUUCCAUUUCCACAGCUAUAUAGUGCUAGCCAAGCGUCUUCCCUUUAAGAAUAUUCUGCGUUGUGACCAUGAACAAUAAGCCCAGAGCACUGGUGGCUUUAUCUGGGACGUAAUAAAAAUGUAAUAGUAAAUACACACGCCCACACGUUACUUUGCUGUCGAGAACUCAGAUGCACAGAUGCUUGCUGGAAU